Messenger RNA from Kickxella alabastrina, 1299 nucleotides. Its product is annotated as putative ATP-dependent RNA helicase. The transcript has 3 exons. Gene Ontology annotation, molecular function: RNA helicase activity; RNA binding; ATP binding. Gene Ontology annotation, biological process: mRNA export from nucleus; mRNA splicing, via spliceosome. Lineage: Eukaryota; Fungi; Kickxellomycota; Kickxellomycetes; Kickxellales; Kickxellaceae. The record is from RefSeq and is a predicted model, not a curated record. Bases 1 to 1299 code for a protein of 432 amino acids.
AUGGCUGACCACGCUGAUGAUCUUAUCGAUUACGAGGAGGAGGACGAGGAGACUCUCCAGCCGGCUUCCGGCGAUGCCGCUGACGGUGACGCCAACACCGCAGAUGCCAAGAACAACAAGGGCAGCUAUGUUGGUGUGCACUCGACCAGUUUCCGCGACUUCCUGAUGAAGCCCGAGCUCCUCCGUGCCAUCGUUGACUGCGGUUUUGAGCACCCGUCCGAGGUGCAGCAGGAGACUAUUCCGGCGGCGAUUAACGGCAAUGACGUUCUUUGUCAGGCCAAGUCUGGUUUGGGCAAGACCGCGGUGUUUGUCCUGGCCACGCUUAACAAGAUUACGCCGGUGCCCGGCGCUGUGUCGGCGAUUGUUCUGUGCCACACGCGUGAGCUUGCGUACCAGAUCAAGAACGAGUACAUGCGUUUCAGCAAGUACCUGCCUGAGAUCAAGACUGAGGUGUUUUACGGUGGUGUGCCGAUGAAGCACGACCAGGAUAUCCUUGGCGAUAAGGAUAAGUGCCCCAACAUUAUUGUUGGCACGCCUGGUCGCAUUCUCGCCCUGCUGCGCGACCGCACUCUGCGUCUGUCCAGCGUCAGCAGCUUUGUUGUUGACGAGUGCGACAAGGUCCUCGACUCUAUUGAUAUGCGCCGCGAUGUGCAGGAGAUUUUCAAGGCCACGCCGCAUAACAAGCAGGUACUGAUGUUCAGUGCCACUCUGAGCAAGGAGAUCAAGCCGGUGUGCAAGAAGUUCAUGCAGGAUCCUCGCGAGAUCUACGUUGACGACGAGGCCAAGCUGACUCUCCACGGUCUGCAACAGUACUACGUGACCUUGCCCGAGGCCGGCAAGAACCGCAAGCUGAGCGACAUCCUUGAUUCUCUCGAGUUCAACCAGGUUGUUAUUUUCGUCAAGUCCCUGCAGCGCGCCAAGCUGCUCAACAAGCUGCUCAACAGCUGCAACUUCUCGUCUACCUGCAUCCACUCGGGCAUUCCCCAGCCGGAGCGCAUUGAGAUUUACAAGAAGUUCAAGGACUUUUCGUCGCGCAUUAUGGUUGCCACCGACAUUAUUGGCCGCGGUAUUGAUGUUGAGCGCGUCAAUAUUGUUAUCAACUAUGAUAUUUCGAGCGACGCUGACUCGUACCUUCAUCGCGUUGGUCGUGCCGGUCGCUUUGGUACCAAGGGCCUGGCCAUUACCUUUGUGUCGACCGACGAGGACAAGAAGAUCCUUGAGUCCGUGCAGGAGCGCUUCGAGGUCAACAUCAACGAGCUGCCCGCUGACAUUGACCCCAAGACCUACAUGACCUCGUAA